GCGACAAAUAAUAACAACAACAAAGCGCUGCUAACUCCCUAUCCAAAAAAUAAAGAUAACGUCAGAUUUAUAUUCCACUACCGUCCAUCGUGUGAUUUAAUAAGACCAUGGACACUUUUGUAAAGUUUUAAAACGUUUCUGACUGAACUUAGCAGUGAUGUCCAUGUAGGAGAACGACACGAAUCAGAUUUGAGUUGUUGUGGUGGUUUUGCGGCGAGACUGUGGAUCGGGCCUGCUUCAACACUUAUACGUGAGGUGCUACAGAAGUGAAGAUGUCGAUAUUGGGUCUUAAAAAGAAACAGCCAAAGACUUUUAAAGUCAAAGUGAUCACCAUGGAUGCUGAAGUGGAGUUCAGCUGUGAGGUGAAAUGGAAAGGGAAAGAUUUGUUUGACCUGGUGUGUCGGACCAUUGGACUGAGGGAAACCUGGUUUUUCGGUCUCAGAUAUAUCGUAAAAGACACCUAUGCCUGGCUGAAGCCUGAUAAACGGGUUCUGGAUCAAGAAGUUCCAAAGGAUUCUCCCAUAACAUUUCAUUUUCUCGCCAAAUUCUUCCCCGAAAAAGUAGAGGAUGAGCUUGUUCAGGAAAUCACUCAGCAUCUCUUCUUUUUACAAGUAAAAAAGCAGAUAUUAGAUGAAGAGAUAUUUUGUUCUCCAGAGGCUUCUGUUCUUUUGGCAUCAUAUGCUGUUCAAGCUAAGUAUGGAGACUACGAUCCAAACUUUCACAAGCCAGGCUUUUUAGCUCAGGAUGAGCUCUUGCCCAAAAGAGUGCUGAUGCUGUAUCAGAUGACACCAGACAUGUGGGAAGAGAAGAUAACUGCUUGGUAUGCUGAACACAGAAACAUCACCAGGGAUGAGGCCGAGAUGGAAUAUCUCAAAAUAGCACAGGAUCUGGACAUGUAUGGAGUUAGCUACUUUUCUAUCACACAAAAUAAGCGGGACACAGAGCUCCUUCUAGGGGUUGAUGCUCAAGGUCUUCACAUUUACAGCCCCAACAACAAACUCAGCCGUAACAAAUCCUUCCCUUGGAGCGGAAUCCGCAACAUCUCAUACAGCGAGAAAGAGUUUACGAUCAAGCCGUUGGACAAGAAAAAGGAGGUUUUUAAAUUCUAUUCGUCUCAGCUCAGAGUUAACAAACUGAUCUUGCAGCUGUGUAUUGGGAAUCAUGAUCUGUUCAUGAGGAGGAGGAAGGUGGACUCCAUAGAGGUGCAACAGAUGAAGGCUCAGGCAAGAGAGGAGAAGGCUAGGAAAAAGGUUGAGCGUCAGAUUCUUGCACGGGAGAAGCAGAUGAGAGAGGAUGCCGAACGAGCAAAAGAAGAAAUGGAACGUCGUCUGUUUCAAAUACAGGACGAGGCUCGAAUGGCCAAUGAAGCUCUUCUGCGCUCUGAGGAGACGGCCGACCUUUUGGCAGAGAAAGCUCAGAUCGCGGAGGAGGAAGCUAAACUGCUGGCUCACAAAGCGGCUGAGGCGGAGCAGGAGAGGCAGAGAUUGGAGGUCACAGCCCUCAAAACUAAAGAGGAGAAGAGACUGAUGGAGCAGAAGAUGAGAGAAGCAGAACAACUGGCAGUUAAACUUGUCGAGCAGUCUGAAAGGAGACUGAAGGAAGCUGACCACCUAAAACAGGAUCUGAACGAGGCUAAAGACGCAGAAAGAAGGGCUAAACAGAAACUUCUGGAAAUCACAAAAACAACAUACCCUCUGAUAGCAGCGUAUUCCAACCCUCCGCCACCCGCUGGGCCGGAGGUUCAGGAUGUGCCUGUAGAAAUGCCCAGCUCCGCCCGAUUGGAAUUUAAAGACUCGGAUAUGAAGAGGCUUUCUAUGGAGAUUGAGAGAGAAAGGCUGGAGUACAUGGAGAAAAGCAAACAUCUUCAAGACCAGCUAAAAGAGCUGAAAUCUGAGAUUGAAUCACUAAAGUUGGAGGAGCAGCAGCAAGCUGGACUCUACAGCCUCAGGAGUUACGCCGAACCUCCUUAUAUUCCCCACAGCAAUAGAAAUUCUGCUUACAUGGCUCAGAUGGCCUUCUACGAGGAAGUGUAAAAGAAGAAUUCAUAUGGAGCAGGAGGGUCUGGAGAAACAACAAGUUUGCAGCUAUCACUGAUGCAUGCAUGUACACUAAAAGUGCAAGCACAACCUCAAAUACUGUGCCUUUAAAAAUAAUAUAUUUGUAACUAUAUUUCACAUUUUUAUGUGUUAACAUUUCAGGUUUGGUUGUGUGUACACAAGUCAUGUUUUAGCCACCAACAGUUUGGCAGGUAAAAAUGAUUCGUCUGUGAUUUUGUUCUGGGAUUGCAUGUUAAUGCAGAUGCAGAAGACAAGGGAUAUUUUUGAUGUGUUUAGUAGUGCCUUGAUAAUGAUCAAAUCAAGUUUGCAUGCCUAAUGUAAUUGUGUUAGUGGUUACCGCACUGGAAACACUAAAGCUUUCAAAUUCCUUCUAAUUUUAAGGUGCUGGAACAACUUAAAGGGAUAGUUUACCCCAAAAAUUACUUACCCUUAUGAUGUUUUAAACCUGUAUGUUGAACACAAAAGAAGGUACUCAAAAAAUUAUGGUAACCACACAGUUGACGGUACCCAUUGCAAAUACGAUGGAAGUCAAUGGGUACCGUCAAAUGUCUACUUACUAUCAUUUAUCAAAAUAUCUUCGUGGUCAACAGAAUGAAAAACAUGCAUACAGUAUAAUAUGAGGGUAAAUGACGACACAAUUUUCAUUUUUGGGUGAACUAUCACUUUAACUAGAUCCUGUUAACUGGGUCCCAUGCUUAGAAAUGCACCAAACACCAAGAUUUCAGUAAAUGUCUAUAAUAAUAAGUAUUUGCAUGUUUUGGACUUAGGAAUGUAUACUUCUAUUGAUUUGUUUUAUCCUGUUAUUUUUAAUGUGUAGGUGAUUGAUAUUUUCCAAUACACUUUAGUGCCUUUUGGAUAAGCUUGCACUAGUUUUAUCACACUAUGGGUCCUCUUCUGCUGGUGAUGUAUCAAACCUGACAAGAGUGCCAGACGUAACUUUUCUGUCUUAUGCAACAGAGGUGGAUUGAUAGCCUCUCUUUUUAUACAUGUUGUUAUUUAUCCAUUUUGGCUGACUGUUUUGGAUUUUUUUUUUACAGUGUUUAAUGUUAUAAAGAAGUGCUUUUAUUGAUUUUUUGACAGAUUUUGUUACUCAAAGCUGACACUUGGGCUUAUUUUUAGAGGUUUUUGAGCUGUAUUGACAUUUCAGUACACUACACAGAGUAGUAAACAUCUAAAUACAUUAACUGAAGUAUUGAACAUUUCAAACCUUUGUUUCUUCAUUUGGCCCUUAAAGAAGAAAAAAAAAACUCAAAUGUCUAACCUUUUUUUAACACCUCGCUUCUAAAAAGUAAAAAUUGUUUGCCAAGUACACUUCUGCACUCAAUAUCUGAAUGUUUUACAAAUGGUUUUGUGUUAGAAGUUUGUGAAAUGUUAGAAUGAGACAAAUGUGUGUUCACGUCUAAAGAGAUUUAUUGCAAAGUCUUAUAAGGUGUAGUUAGAAACAUUCCUGUGUUUUCACCAGCAUGGCUAUUUGUACACUAGCUUAAGAUGUCUUAAGUCAAACUAACUUCACGAGGCACAUGUUCAUGUUUUAAUGAAUGCCACAACCAUCUGUGACUCUCUGCCCAGUGUUGUUUUUACUCAACUGCAUUACAGUUUCUUUGUAAAGUAUGAAUUCAGUAACGUGAGCAUCUGCACGGGUGGCUUUCAGUUUAAGUUUCUAUUGGAGCACUGUAUUACUGCCUUUGUGAUUUGUGUCAUGGAUACAGAUGGUCAGUAUCAGGCACAGAUGGUUCAUAUGCAAGUGGGUAACAUAAAGCAACCUCAAAUGUGCAGUGAAUUCUAAACCAAUAUACAAAUAAAAUGCAAAGAUGACA
Molecule: messenger RNA, 3874 nt
Organism: Paramisgurnus dabryanus
Lineage: Eukaryota; Metazoa; Chordata; Actinopteri; Cypriniformes; Cobitidae
Gene: nf2b
Product: NF2, moesin-ezrin-radixin like (MERLIN) tumor suppressor b
Cellular component (GO): cytoskeleton
Molecular function (GO): actin binding
Source: RefSeq, a predicted model, not a curated record